Aethina tumida (small hive beetle) is the source of this 1837-nucleotide messenger RNA. It is a transcript of the gene Octalpha2R, whose product is annotated as alpha-2 adrenergic receptor. Gene Ontology annotation, biological process: adenylate cyclase-activating adrenergic receptor signaling pathway. Gene Ontology annotation, cellular component: membrane. The record is from RefSeq and is a predicted model, not a curated record. Gene Ontology annotation, molecular function: G protein-coupled amine receptor activity. The transcript has 5 exons. The coding region runs from base 20 to 1486 and encodes 488 amino acids. Lineage: Eukaryota; Metazoa; Arthropoda; Insecta; Coleoptera; Nitidulidae.
CAUCGUCGUGGUGGGCAAUAUGCUGGUCAUAAUCGCCAUCACGACGGAGAAGGCCCUUAAGAACAUCCAAAACUGGUUCAUAGCCUCGUUGGCGGUGGCCGACUUCUUCCUCGGCCUCGUUAUCAUGCCCUUUUCCCUGGCUAACGAACUGAUGGGUUACUGGAUAUUCGGACCGUGGUGGUGCGACAUACAUAGUGCCAUGGACGUGCUUCUGUGUACGGCGUCGAUCAUGAACUUGUGCCUAAUCUCGUUGGACAGGUACUGGAGCAUCACUCAAGCGGUCGAGUAUCUGAAGAAACGUACACCCGUCAGGGCCAUCGUGAUGAUUGCCGCCGUUUGGAUUCUCUCCGCCCUCAUCUGCAUACCGCCACUUCUCGGCUGGAAAGUGGAGCGGGCACCGGACGAACAAUAUCCAAAAUGCCAGUUGAGCGAGGAACUGGGCUACGUGUUGUACAGUGCGCUGGGGUCGUUUUACAUACCGUCAUGUAUAAUGGUCUUUGUCUACAUCAGGAUAUACUACGCGGCCAAAGCGAGGGCAAGAAGAGGCAUCCGAAAACCACCCCGUCAACGUGCGCAGGACGCCGUCACCAGUUUUUCAAAUCCUGGAGAAGUGAAAAACGGCAAUAGCGGGGUGGUGAGCGGCGGUGGCGGCUGUUCGGGAACCGCGGGCGGUUCCAUGGUCGAUCGCAACAGCAAUAACUCUCCGCGGGACGGCAACGACGACCGACAGAUUGCCACCAUCGAGUCCCAUCCCAGGCCGAUGCCCAUACCGACCGUCACGUGCGACCUGGCCUCGGACAUCUCGACGAGCGACGCCGGCGAACUCGCCCCCGAUCCCAACGAGCAGAAGGACACCCUCAAGGUCUUCGGGCAAUCGGCCCCGCAGGUGGUCCGCAACCCGCUGGCCCAGUGCCAAUUCCGCGGCUCGACGCUCUCGGUGAACGGGGAGCUGCAGCAACAAGCCGCCGCCAUGGCCCGCGCCCGUCAGCCGUCGAUGGGCAUCGACACCGACAUGGUCAGCGAGUUCGACCCCAGCAGCUCCGAUUCCGGCGUCGUGGCGCAGUGCACCGCCGUCAAACCCCUCAAACUCAGACUGUGCAAACCGAUAUUCGGCCGUGCGAAAAGUGCAUCGAAAAGCCACAGGACCGAGGAGAAAAAGACUCGCAAGAAGAGCGAGAAAGUGCAACAGGAACACGUGGUGCCGCGAGUGCAAAAACCCAGGGAUCCGGAACGCGAGAAACGUCGCAUUGCCAGGAAGAAGGAGAAGAGGGCGACCCUGAUUCUCGGACUCAUAAUGGGAUCGUUCAUCGCCUGUUGGUUGCCGUUCUUCUUCAUGUACAUACUGAGACUGGCCUACCACAUUCCGGGCAUCGCUUUCAGCACCGUCUUCUGGCUCGGAUACAUGAAUUCGGCGCUGAACCCGGUGAUCUACACGAUCUUCAACAAGGACUUCCGACGCGCGUUCCGCCGGAUACUGUUCAAGUGAUGUUUGGCGUACGUGUGCUGCUACGAGUGCGUCUCGCGUAAAAUACGCACGGCGCAGCACCGCAGCGCACCGAGCGCCCUCUACAGACACUGAUCGGCCAAUCGUAACGCUUACGAGACGGCGCGAAAUUCGAAUUCAUAAAUUUAAUUAUGUUACUAUUAACAUGCGGUUCCGAUUAUUAGGAUUCCGUGGACGGUUUUUCAGUUGUCAUGGUUUGUAUAUUAUAAUAACUAAUUAAACACCAAUUAAUAGUUGAAAAAAGGGGGAUAGCUUUAAGAUACGUAGGUAUUUGAUUCUUUAUAUACAAUACAUUUAUUAACAAUUAGGUAUAGAUUGCUCUGAAAGUUUAAU